Molecule: messenger RNA, 378 nt
Organism: Diaporthe amygdali
Lineage: Eukaryota; Fungi; Ascomycota; Sordariomycetes; Diaporthales; Diaporthaceae
Exons: 2
Coding region: 1-378 (125 amino acids)
Source: RefSeq, a predicted model, not a curated record
AUGGCUUCAUCAUCAUCCUCCUCCUCCGUCUCCCCCUACCAAUCCCUCACAAAGUGGCUCUCAUUGAAGGUCUACCAAGUGGAGGUGACAUAUAGCGUCUACAUCUUCACGCCGCUCGAGAAGUUCAUCUUCUGGUCUGUCGUCUUCCUCCUCUUCUCCCUGACCGCCAUCGCCACCAUCCUCUACCUGCCGCACCACAUCAUGUUCCUCGCCGGCCGCGCCUGGUUCUACAUCCACGGCGACUCGGCCGUCGAGGCCGCCCGCGAGACCGCCCGCUCCCUCGCCCAGCACGUCGCCGCCACCACCCCCACCGCCAAGGCCAUCGCCACCGAGACCGCCAGGGCCGUCGCGGAGGGCGUCGGCAAGGUCGAGCUAUAG